Molecule: messenger RNA, 1476 nt
Organism: Alternaria atra
Lineage: Eukaryota; Fungi; Ascomycota; Dothideomycetes; Pleosporales; Pleosporaceae
Exons: 1
Coding region: 1-1476 (491 amino acids)
Molecular function (GO): oxidoreductase activity
Source: RefSeq, a predicted model, not a curated record
AUGAGCAACCAUUUCGUUUCUCCUGGUGUCGGGAAGAGCACCAUGCUCCUUCUACUUUCCGCUUACCUCUCGAGCUACGCUUUCGCCUCAGUUGUACCCGAAUCAGUGGACGUUGCUAUCGUUGGUGCUGGUCUAUCUGGUCUCACCACAGCGCGAGACCUCCUUCACGGCGGCAAAUCCGUCGUCGUGCUCGAAGCAAGAGACCGUGUCGGCGGCAAAGUCUAUAACCACCCUCUAAAAAACGGCGGUGUCACCGAAGUAGGCGCCGAAUUCGUUGGUCCGACGCAGGAUAAAGUACUGCAGAUGAUUUCUGACCUGGGAUUGGAAACUUUCGAUACGUACAGUGAAGGGAAAACUAUCUUGUGGCGGAACAACACACACCUUACCUAUACACCGGAUCUGCAACUUGGUGGUGCACCGCCAGUCGAACAGGCGUCUCUCCUUGAAGUCGCUGGUGCACAGGGGCAGCUGAACGCAUGGGCAGCCGAGCUCAACACGAGUGCACCAUGGACGCACCCGAAGGCGGAAGAGCUUGACAGAAUGACUUUCCAGCAGUUCAUCGAUCAGCAGGCAACCCUCUCCGAUACUUCCUUCGUGCUGACCACAGCAUGUAAGGCCAUCUUCGCUGCCGAGCCACGCGAACUCUCCUUGCUAUACGUUGUCGCAUACAUCGCAGCCGCCGGUAAUGAGACGGCAGUCGGAACUCUGGACAGGUUGAUUGCCAUCAAAGACGGUGCUCAAGAGAAACGAGUUGUAGGCGGGACCGGUCUCAUUCCAGAACACCUAGCGAAAAAGGUUGGCAGCGAGCACAUCAUCCUGAACGCUGCUGUAUCUACCAUCACCAAGACACGCAAGGGCUACAAAGUCGUUUCUCGAGCGGGAACAGUACAUGCGAAGGAAGCCGUAGUUGCCAUGGCACCUCCACUAUUGCGUCAAAUUACCUUCUCACCACCACUUCCUACCAGCCGCCAACAGCUCAACCAAAAGAUGAAAAUGGCCUCCAUCGGAAAAGGCAUCCCAAUCUACUCUACUCCUUUCUGGCAUCAUGACAAUCUGAGCGCACAAGUUCUCUCCGAUAGCGGCUCCGUCAAAGUAACCUUUGACAGUACCCCCGAGGACACAUCUUUCGGCGCGAUACUAGGCUUCAUUCUCGGAGAUGAAAUGCGAGCUCUUGACAAACUAACCCCCGCACAGUGCGAGGAGAAGCUUCUGGCAGACUACAAGAGGUACUUCGGAGACAGUGGAACAAACAUAACUGAAUUCGUACUACAACGCUGGGACUUGGAAGAGUGGUCCAGAGGAGGUCCAGUGGCGGUUGCUCCGCCUAAUGUGCUCACGCAAUAUGGAAGCGCGUUGAGGGCGAAGGUCGAUGGGUUGCAUUUUGCUGGUACGGAGACGAGUCCGUAUUGGACUGGAUAUAUGGACGGCGCUAUCCGAAGCGGAGAAAGGGUUGCUAAGAAGAUUCUAGAGCACUGA